This is a messenger RNA of Mytilus californianus (California mussel), 1520 nucleotides long. Its product is annotated as potassium voltage-gated channel protein egl-36-like. The record is from RefSeq and is a predicted model, not a curated record. The transcript is spliced from 2 exons. Gene Ontology annotation, biological process: protein homooligomerization; potassium ion transmembrane transport. Lineage: Eukaryota; Metazoa; Mollusca; Bivalvia; Mytilida; Mytilidae. Gene Ontology annotation, cellular component: voltage-gated potassium channel complex; membrane. Bases 5 to 1267 code for a protein of 420 amino acids. Gene Ontology annotation, molecular function: voltage-gated potassium channel activity; protein binding.
AAGGAUGUUUGAAAAAGUAAUAAUAAAUGUCGGUGGACAAACGUUUGUAACUAAAAGGAGCACUCUUCAACGAUACCCGGACACAAAGUUGGCGAACAUCUCUGAAACCUGCGAACAUUUUGAUAAAACUACCGAAGUGUACUACUUUGAUAGAAAUCCAGUGAUAUUCCAGUCGGUACUAGACUAUUAUCGAACAGGAAAACUGCAUUUUCUGUCUAACAUCUGCGUAGAGCAAAUCCGUGAUGAGCUUGAAUUUUGGGAAAUAUCAACCACUGAUCUCGGCCCAUGUUGUUGGAAAUAUUUCUAUACCGUUGAUAGUGACUUGAAGACCUGCGAUGUUAUCGACAAAUAUUUUUUCCAAAACAAUUGUUUUCGUUACAGUUCGAAAAGCUCUCUUACAAAUGUCAAAAGCAGAAUAUUGAAUGUACUGGAAAAUCCAAGGUCAUCGAAUCUUGCAUUAGUAUGGCAGAUAUUUUACUUGAGUGUUGUAUGCCUAGCGAUACUUGUAUCAGUAAUACAAUCAUUUGAGUUAACUGGACGGAAUACGAAGGAAAAUAAAAACGUGACAUCAGAGGAAAGCAUGAAAGAACGUCUAACUGAUCACGAUAACUGGAUUGGCGUUGUAACUCAUGUAUGCAACGUGAUUUUCACAUUAGAAACAACGCUACGUUUAGCAACUUGUCCGUGUAAAUUAGAAUUUUUUCGAAGUUUUUUAAAUAUUGUUGAUAUCAUGUCUGUAUUUGGAUAUUUUGCGCACAUUAUAGUUAGUGCCUUUCCAGACUCGAACGAAUCAGUCUUCAUUUUCUCGUAUGCUUUGGUAAUUUUGCGCGGUUUCAGAUUUUUCCGUCUUGAGCGUUUUAUAGAAGGUUUACGCAUAAUGCUUCUGUCGAUAAAGCAAAGUAAGAAGAUGCUGUCCUUGCUUAUUUUGGUUUUGCUUAUUUCAGCCAUUAUUUUUGGGAUAACUAUACACAUUGUAGAAAUGAAUGGUCCUUUCACGGAUCCAAUCAGCAGUUUUUAUUGGGCUCUCAUCACCAUGACAACAAUAGGUUACGGAGAUAUUUACCCCAAAACAAAAUAUGGACAGAUUUUAGCAUCAGUGUGCGCAACCUUUGGCUUGUUCCUGUUGAGCAUGCCCAUUGCGGUUGUUGCCAACACUUUCACUGAUUUAUACAAAAGAUAUUGUGAACAUCAAUGUCAUCUACUUCACCAAAAUAAACGCAUCUGGUGUAAAAAUGACCCAAAAGAGUUGAUUCCGAUCAAAUACUGAUUCAGAAUGCGGAAUUUUAUAUUACAUUACUGCAUUGUUUCAUCUACUUCACCAAAAUAAACGAACCUGGUGUAAAAAUGGCACUUCGGAAUUGAUUCCGAUCAAAUACUGAUGCAGAAGUUUGACCUUUAGAACAAACUACGUGUGUCUGUUAUUUUAGAGUUUGCAUUUCGGUUACAUAAAACAUUUAAAUUAGUAAAAUAUCUAACCGUGUUUUUUAUCUAUUUUAUCUAAUAAAAAUUUAGCAAGCAAA